AUGUCGUAUACCAGAUUCACCAACUGUCAUCUCAUCGAUAACGGUGAGCUAUACGAGUUCACAGACUUGUACAUUGACAAUAGCACAAGGAAAAUAACAAAACAGCCAACCGACCUUAACCAAAUCACCAAAACUGUUGAUUUGCACGAACAAAUCAUUGCACCUGGCUUUAUUGACAUACAAAACAAUGGUAUAUAUGGGUUAAAUUUCUCCAGCUUGAAUGAAAACUCAACUACUGAGGAUAUCAAGGACUUUCAAAUAUUUUACAAGGAUGCAAUGACAAAAUACUUGUCCACCGGUGUUACUUCCCUUUGUCCCACAGUGACAUCCAACUUCCCAAGCGUUUACACUAAAGUUCUUCCAUUGUACAAAAAGUCUAGAAUGUCAAACCAGACGGAUUCGUUAGGAGCACACCUUGAAGGUCCAUUUAUAAACUUGCAAAAGAAAGGGUGCCAUCCGCCAGAGACCUUUGUUGAUGCCAAAGGCGGUGAAAACAAGCUUUUGGAAGUGUACGGUGGCAAAGGCAACCUUUUGGAAAACGUCUGCAUUAUUACUGCUGCUCCAGAGAUACCUGGUGUUUUGGACUUGAUCCCAUACGUCAAACAACAAAAUUGUGUCUUUUCAAUUGGCCACACUAUGGCAGACCAUCAAACUGGCGUCGAUGCUAUUGAAAAUGGAUGCACCAUGAUCACACACUUGUACAACGCCAUGCCACAACCUCAUCAUCGUGAUGCCGGUGUGGUAGGUUUGAUAAACACACCUAAAGUUUCGCCUGAAAGAGUUCCUUAUUUCGGUCUCAUAUGUGAUGGCGUGCACAUUGAUCCGUCUAUGGUCAACUUGGCAUACAAGUCGAACCCAGUUAAAUGUGUUUUGGUAACUGAUGCCAUGCACUUGAUAGGUUUACCAGAUGGCGAGUACAAGUGGGACGAGCAAGUCAUAGUCAAAACUGGCGAUAGAUUAUAUUUAAAGGGCACAGACACCUUGGCUGGUGCUGCUGCAACUUUACCACAUUGCAUUAGAAACUUGAUGAAAUGGGCCAACAUUGGACUCGCCGAAGCAGUGAAAACAGCAACCAACAAUGCUGCCUUAUCGAUUGGAGUUGAACAUGAAAGGGGUUUCCUAAACGUAGGGUGUGAUGCCGAUUUGGUAGUUUUGAAUAAAGAGGGAUUCGUCACCAAGGUUUACAAGUUGGGUAAUGAAGUCAUUUCAUCUGAUAUCCCACAAUCAAGUGUCCAAAGAGAAAGCAAAAUUAGGGCUGUGUUAUAG
Molecule: messenger RNA, 1266 nt
Organism: Lodderomyces theae
Lineage: Eukaryota; Fungi; Ascomycota; Pichiomycetes; Serinales; Debaryomycetaceae
Product: N-acetylglucosamine-6-phosphate deacetylase
Exons: 1
Coding region: 1-1266 (421 amino acids)
Biological process (GO): N-acetylglucosamine catabolic process
Molecular function (GO): N-acetylglucosamine-6-phosphate deacetylase activity
Source: RefSeq, a predicted model, not a curated record